Molecule: messenger RNA, 819 nt
Organism: Symbiodinium pilosum
Lineage: Eukaryota; Dinophyceae; Suessiales; Symbiodiniaceae
Source: the annotation of a GenBank genome assembly
AUGGCUCUGGCGGACCCUGAUCCGGACAAGAUUCUGCUAAACAUCGGCUGCAACAAGGGACACGACUCCAUCGCUUGGCUCCAGCUAUUCGAUCCGCAGAAGCAGUGGAGCUUGGAAAAGUGGAGUCAAGCGGUUCCCAAAGGCGUCUGCAAGCUGGACACACAGCUUCCGUCGCCGCCGUCUGCAUCGCAAAAAUCCCAGGGGCCCAUUGCAGUGUGUGUAGAGGCUGCACCGAACAACGCAAAACUGCUCAUGGAAAAGCGACGGCAGUUUGGGUACGACAGCCAGGGCGACCCAGGAUCUGGGUCUUUUCAAGUGAUCCACGCUGCUGCGGCGGAUGAAGCGGCACCUGGAGAGACGAUCGGCUUUCCAGACGCCCCGGAGGGAAAUGAGCGGGCUGGUUUGGCUUUCAAGAAAGACUGGGGGCUCGUGCAGGUGCCCAAGGAAACUGUGGACACUCUGGUGGAAAAGCUGAAGCUGCCGAGGGUGGAUGCCAUGCUGGUGGAUACUGAAGGGGCAGAUCCUGCAGUUCUUCGAGGAUCAAGGAAGACUUUGAAGACCGUCCGCUACUUGCUCUUUGAGGUCCACCGUGAUAUCGAAGGCUCACACUGGGCAAAGGAGACGCUUCUGUCUGUGAUUGAGAUGUUGGAUGCCAUGGGAUUCGACUGUUAUUGGGCUGGCAAGGGCGGGUCAGUCUCGAGCGUGACCCAGUGCUACGAGUCGAAGUUCGAAAAAGCUGGCUGGGCCAACGUAGUCUGCGCAAAGCGCGGAGACGUUUGGUGGACCAUCCUCGAAAAGCGAGAUCCAAAUUCGAGCUGA